AAGGCUUUAAGCUCUGGUGCAAGUGUGGUAGCUAUCAACAACAAAAUAGAGCAAGCUAUGAAUCUGGUGAAAAGCCAUUUGAUGUAUGCAGUUAGAGAGGAAGUGGAGGUUUUGAAGAAGCAGAUCAAAGAACUAAUAGAGAAAAACUCCCAGCUGGAGCAGGAGAACAAUCUGUUGAAGACACUGGCCAGUCUGGAGCAGCUCGGCCAGUUUCAGGCCCAGCUGCAGACUGGCUCUCCUCUGGCCACCACACAGCCACAGGGGACCACACAGCCCCAGGCACAGCCAACAUCCCAGGGCUCAGGAUCAACCGCAUAGCCUGCUAUGCCCUAACAGAACUGGCUGCUGCUGUCUGAACUGAACAGACCGAAGAGAUGUGCUAGCGAGAAGC
Molecule: messenger RNA, 391 nt
Organism: Arvicanthis niloticus (Nile rat)
Lineage: Eukaryota; Metazoa; Chordata; Mammalia; Rodentia; Muridae
Source: RefSeq, a predicted model, not a curated record